Fulvia fulva is the source of this 594-nucleotide messenger RNA. RefSeq lists its product as uncharacterized. Lineage: Eukaryota; Fungi; Ascomycota; Dothideomycetes; Mycosphaerellales; Mycosphaerellaceae. The transcript has a single exon. The coding region runs from base 1 to 594 and encodes 197 amino acids. The record is from RefSeq and is a predicted model, not a curated record.
AUGUCAAGCACGCCCAACUUCCAAGAGGCGCGAAAGCGUAUCUACGCCGCCCACGACGAAGACCCGAACAAGGUCACGAUCGAUGGCACCGAGCUCCCAUACGAAACGCAUUACUCUCACAAGAUGGAGUCGUACUUGUCCAAACGCAAGGCCGAUGCGUCUGACGUGCUCAAGCUCGCCAUCUGCGGCCAACACUUCCGUCGCUGGGAAGUGCCACGAGACUCCUACCCCAUGACCAAGAUCGGCUACCACACAUGGAGAACUCAUCUGAAGAAGCGUCAGGCAGAGGGAGUCGGCCAGAUCUUGGAUGAAUGCGGAUAUGCUCUCCCAGACACGGAAAGAUGCAUGGCCAUGAUCAAGAAAGAGGGUCUCAAGCAAGGCGAGGAAGAGGUGCAAGUGCUUGAAGACGUGGCAUGUCUAGUCUUCCUGGACGACCAGUUCGAAGAGUUCAAGGACAAGCACGACGAAGAGAAGAUCGUCAACAUCCUCAAGAAGACGUGGGUGAAGAUGUCGAAAGAAGGCCAAGAUCUCGCUUUGCAGAUACCCAUGACCGACGACGCCAAAGCACUCGUUGGCAAGGCCCUUGGUGGCUGA